Spirodela intermedia is the source of this 78-nucleotide messenger RNA. The record is from the annotation of a GenBank genome assembly. Lineage: Eukaryota; Viridiplantae; Streptophyta; Magnoliopsida; Alismatales; Araceae.
AUGCUAUGCAAGAAAGGUAUCUUGCUGACUCUCCUAGUAGCAUCCGUUGGCGGCAAGGAAGGAGUUUGGAAAGAUUAG